AUGGUGAAUCCGUGGUCGUUCGCAUCUCUCAAGCUCCGAGCCAUGAGCCGCCUUCCCAUCGUCCUUUGUCUGAUCGCGUCGGCCCUUCAAGUAGAAAGUAGCUACUACGGAUUCGGUUAUGGGAUCGGAUACGGAAGCCACGGCCUUGGCUACGGAGGUCACGGCUACGGGAAAAUCGCUCAAUACUAUAAGUAUCCUGUGUACAAGUCCUAUUACCAUUACUAUCCCCGAUACCACCUCUAUGGACUCCAUGGCUAUUACCCAUAUGGAAAAUAUUUCGGUCUCGGCUAUGGGAGAGCUCACGGUCUCGGAUACGGUGCAUACGGUCUCGGCAGAGCUAUCGGAUAUGGAGGCUUCGGGUAUGGCGGCUACGGAUACGGUGGUCUAGGAUACGGCAAAAGCUAUGGAUGGUGGUGA
Molecule: messenger RNA, 417 nt
Organism: Galendromus occidentalis (western predatory mite)
Lineage: Eukaryota; Metazoa; Arthropoda; Arachnida; Mesostigmata; Phytoseiidae
Product: shematrin-like protein 2
Exons: 2
Coding region: 1-417 (138 amino acids)
Source: RefSeq, a predicted model, not a curated record